GUGGUGGAAUAUAAUUUUGUUGAUUUUUCAAUUUUGCAUACAAUGCUAUAUAUAUACGCGCGUGUGUGUGUAUAUAUGUGAAGGUACAUCCAUGUUUGUGACGUGUUAAUAUGUUUGGGAGAGGGCCCACAAGUUCUCUUUCAGGUCGGCAAAAAUUGAGGUCAAGAGGGAAAUUGUGGGCCCUAAUGAAAGUCCACUUUUUCGUACCAAAUAAUAUUAAAUCCCGUGAUUAUUGAACCUCCUCUUUUGGUGGACUGGAUAUAUGCUUUUGUUAGGCUCUAAAUGGUAUUUACGGCCCACACAAUUCUCUCCCCCACAACACACAAGUCCGAUCCAUUUCCUUCCUCUCUAACCCUAGACUUCUCUCCAGCCAUGGGUGUGUUUCUACGUUCAGAUCCGCCCUCUCGCAUCCAUUCCGAGCCCCAGGGCAUCGACCACUUCGAUCGACUCCCUGAUUCCGUUGUCAUCUUCGUGUUCAACAAGAUCGGCCACGUCAAGGCACUCGGCCGCUGCCGCGUCGUCUCCAAGAGGUUUCAUUCCCUCGUUUCUCAGGUCGACUACGUCGUCUGGGCUGCCCAUUGCGACUGCUCCGCCGCCGCCGCCGCGAGACCUUUCUCCUCCAUCUUCCGUCGCGUCGUCGGUGACAUUGUCAAACCUCUCCAGGCCGUGGGCCAAUUCCUUGGCACCAAGCGCUCAUGCGCCUCUCCGUCUUCCUCUCGUCUCUGUAUGACCCAGUUUCUUAAAACUUUCAAAGCGAUUCGCUACCUUCGAAUCGAGACCCCCUUGUGCAAAAAUAUGGAGUUAGGCGACGGGGUUUUUUUGCAAUGGAGGGCGGAAUUCGGUUCCACCCUUGAUAAAUGUGUGAUUCUCUGAGCUACAUCUGUGAUCCACUCGAGCCCAGAGAGGAUUUCUCAUGCUUUGGAAAUCACCAUGGAUCCGAGGGGCAUCGAGGAUCCCGGCAGAAUACUGGAAUCGCUUCGCACUAGCGGAGAGCUGGGACUGCGUUCUGUCUGGGCAAAGAAAUCCUUCGGAUCAGCAUCGGCACGGCACGACUGGCUGCGCAUGCUGCCGUUCAUCGUUGCUGAGCAUAAGCUUGAUAGUCUAGUGUUCACGGACGCUGAAGGCCAAGGAGUGCUAAGUAUGAACAGGGGCCAACUCGAGGAGCUGAGGGCGAAGCCCUUGUCGGAUUCGAACAGGACCCUUGUGCCGGAUAUGAACGUGAACCUGUGGUAUCUUCCACACUUGGAAUUACCUGGUGGAACUGUGUUGAAAGGCGCCACUUUGAUUGCUAUGGCGCCGCGGGAAGCGAAAAAGAUGACGCCUUGUCCGCCUUGGGUAUAUUCUGCGUUCGAGGAGCCCUACAGGACAGCUGCCAAGAUGCUGUUCAAGACAAGGGGUUACCGUAGUGUGCUUAAGUCGUUCUGUCGGAACCAUUGAUGAGGUGAUUUGGAUAUCCAUUUUGCAAUUGCUAGAGUUGUGGGUACUGAUUUUUAGAUGAUAAAGUCUGGAACUUUACUCGAAUAUUAGCUCAUUAUGUUUGUAUAGGAAACCAUCGUGAUCCUAUUGUCCAAUACUUGAAAUGAUUCUAUACAUGCGAGAUCAUUCUCUCUGGCAUCAA
This is a messenger RNA of Tarenaya hassleriana, 1618 nucleotides long. RefSeq names its product F-box protein At5g46170-like. Bases 931 to 1437 code for a protein of 168 amino acids. The record is from RefSeq and is a predicted model, not a curated record. The transcript has a single exon. NCBI's taxonomy places the organism in Eukaryota, Viridiplantae, Streptophyta, Magnoliopsida, Brassicales, Cleomaceae.